AGUGGCACACCGUUCACGCCACUGUGUGUGUGUGUAUGUGCGUGGUCGAUCUGGGUCAAAGUUCAGAGACAGCAUUAUCGACCUCCUGAUGAUGGCGUCGACAGUGAUGACCACGUUAGCCGAUGUCCAGUUUUACCUGUGGGGUCUGACAUUAUAUCCCGUCAGUGUGUCAUGUGUGUGUAUUACCGCGGCCCUAGGCCUGAUCUGCCUGUGGGGAAAAGGAAAACAUGAGCGUGGCAGGAAUCCAUUCUCCGUGGAACACGUGAAGCCUAUCGUGGACAUCGUAACGGAUAAAGAUACUAGGAGGAAAAUAUUGAAAAAUAAGUUCAGCGUUGCCAAGGUACCCGAUGACCUUGACGACAUCGUCAUUGGGAGUGGUUUCGGAGGAUUAGGUGUGGCGUCACUUCUGUCCCGAGCCGGGCACAAGGUCCUUGUCUUGGAGCAGCAUGGGAGGGCAGGCGGUUCUUGUCACACUUUCCAUGAGAAAGGCUAUGAGUUUGAUACUGGAAUCCACUACGUGGGAAACAUGGCCCCCGGAUCAACAGACCGUAUCCUGAUAGACCAGAUGACAGGGGGCGGGGUAGACUACCCUCCCAUGGAUGAAGCUUUUGACACGGUAUUCUUGGGUGAACCCGACAAAGCCAGAGUAUACGACAUCUUGUCAGACAGGACGAAGUUUGAAGCUAGUCUUGUUAAGAGGUUUCCAGAAGAGGAGGAAGGGAUACGUAAAAUGAUGCAAUAUUUUAAGGAUUGUCAUGGAUUCAUGGAGGGAUAUUUCGUACUCAAGUUUUUACCCAAAUGGAUCAUCGGAAUUAUGACAUACACAGGCAUUUACAACAAGUUGUUCAAAUCAUAUGCAAAGUAUGUAUCUGUAACAACGAAAGAAAUACUGGAUCGGUGUACGGAAAACAAAGAGCUUAGAGCGGUAUUUACCUAUAUCUUCGGCGACUAUGGUAUCGUUCCGUCUCAAUCCUCGUUUGGACUACACGCUAUAGUUCUGAAUCACUACCUAGAUGGUGCUUACUACAUCCGGGGCGGUUCUAGUGAAGUAGUGAUGCAUACUAUUCCAGUAAUUCAGGCCGCUGGGGGUCAGGUACUGACGAAGGCAUCCGUUUCUAAAAUACUGAUGAACUCACUCGGACAGGCUCAUGGUGUGGAGGUAAAGACAAAAGAUGCCACGGUACAAAUAUACGCCAAGCGUAUCAUAUCAGAUGCUGGAUUGGUCAAUACAUUCUUUAGGCUCCUCCCCCAGGAAAUCGCCUCUAAAUCAUGUAUAUACCCUAUGAUUAAGCAAGUCGGGAGCAGCUUAGCGUUCCUAACGGCAUUUAUCGGACUGAAGGGCACCAAGGAAGAACUAGGUCUCAAGUCUCACAAUAUGUGGGCAUUUACCAGAACCGACCAAGAAGAUGCCAUCAACGAAUAUUUAGCCCUUUCUCCAGAGGAACUAGACGGCUAUGGAAUUCCGUUGAUGUUUGCAUCGUUUCCAUCCGCGAAAGACCCAUCAUGGGAGAAGCGAAAUCCAGGGAAAAGCACGUGCUUAAUUAUCACGCUUGCCAAAAGUGAAUGGUUUACUCGUUGGAAGGAUGAGAAAGUGAAGCGAAGGAGUGAUGAGUAUAAUGAUUUGAAGAACUCAAUUGGCAGGCAAAUGUGGGACCAACUUAUCAAGAUUAACCCCCGAUUGGAAGGCAAGGAAGAGUUCAUUGAGGUGGGUACACCUUUAAGUAACGCCCACUACUUAGGAUCUACUGAAGGAGAAAUGUACGGUCUACAACACAGCACAGAACGAUUACUGGCUCCGGCAGCCGUCCAUCUUCGGGCGGAAACUGAUAUCCCGGGACUCUACCUAACAGGACAAGACAUUCUGACAGCUGGAUUCACGGGGGCUUCGUUUUCCGCACUACUUUGUGCAUCGUCAAUACUCAACAGAAAUCUGCACGACGAUUUAUCCCAACUUGCAAAGGACAUGAAGAAAUCGGCAUAGAUAUAUAUUUGGUUAAAAAAUUGCCAAAUUAAAUAUCAAGUUAUCCACAACAUUCUCUAAUUGUUUGUGCAAAUCUGUGAUAAUCGUUUUAUGUGUGCCUGAAGUGUAUUUGCAGUGUUUUUGUCUGUUAAUAUAAGAAAUUUCACA
Pecten maximus is the source of this 2128-nucleotide messenger RNA. Its product is annotated as all-trans-retinol 13,14-reductase-like. NCBI's taxonomy places the organism in Eukaryota, Metazoa, Mollusca, Bivalvia, Pectinida, Pectinidae. Bases 89 to 1981 code for a protein of 630 amino acids. The record is from RefSeq and is a predicted model, not a curated record. The transcript is spliced from 12 exons.